Messenger RNA from Brassica rapa (field mustard), 2343 nucleotides. Its product is annotated as importin subunit alpha-2. Gene Ontology annotation, cellular component: cytoplasm. Gene Ontology annotation, molecular function: protein binding; nuclear import signal receptor activity. Gene Ontology annotation, biological process: protein import into nucleus. Lineage: Eukaryota; Viridiplantae; Streptophyta; Magnoliopsida; Brassicales; Brassicaceae. The record is from RefSeq and is a predicted model, not a curated record.
GGAAAUUCAAUAAUUUUCCUCUUUUCUCGUACCCCUCCACUUCGUCUAGGGUUUACCCUCUCUCUCUCUCUAUCCGCCGAUCCUAUACAUACACUUUUUCACAUAUACACACACACAAAGUCUCUCGUCGGCUCAUCUGCUAUUGACUUUCAUUCACCCGCGCAGAGCAAGAAGAAGAAGAAGAAUUGUAGCCAUGUCUCUGAGACCCAACGCCAGGACCGAGGUUCGCCGUAACCGCUACAAAGUGGCGGUGGACGCAGAGGAAGGACGCAGGAGGAGGGAAGACAACAUGGUGGAGAUCCGUAAGACCAAGCGCGAAGAGAGCUUGCUGAAGAAGCGUCGCGAGGGUCUUCAAGCCACGCAGCUGCCUCAAGUCACUUCUGCUGCUUCAUCCGUCGAGAAAAAGUUGGAGAGCUUGCCUUCUAUGGUUGGUGGAGUCUGGUCAGAUGAUAGGAGCUUGCAGCUUGAAGCCACUACUCAGUUCCGUAAAUUGCUUUCUAUAGAGCGUAGUCCUCCGAUAGAAGAGGUGAUUGAUGCUGGUGUUGUGCCAAGGUUUGUGGAGUUUCUCAUGAGGGAGGAUUAUCCACAGCUUCAGUUUGAAGCUGCUUGGGCACUGACGAACAUUGCUUCUGGGACUUCUGAGCAUACGAAGGUUGUCAUUCAACAUGAUGCUGUUCCCAUUUUUGUUCAGCUCCUGGCUUCCCAGAGUGAUGAUGUCCGUGAGCAGGCUGUUUGGGCAUUAGGGAACGUUGCUGGUGAUUCUCCACAGUGCAGAGAUCUUGUACUGAGUAAGGGAGCUUUGUUACCAUUGCUCUCUCAGUUGAAUGAGCAUGCUAAACUCUCCAUGCUCAGAAAUGCUACUUGGACCCUCUCUAAUUUCUGCAGGGGCAAGCCACAGCCUCCUUUUGACCAGGUUCGUCCAGCACUUCCAGCCCUUGAGCGCCUGAUUCAUUCGACUGAUGAGGAAGUGUUAACGGAUGCCUGUUGGGCUCUCUCUUAUCUUUCUGAUGGCACAAAUGACAAAAUCCAAUCUGUCAUCGAGGCAGGUGUUGUUCCUCGACUUGUCGAGCUUCUCCAGCAUCCGUCACCGUCUGUGCUUAUACCCGCUCUUCGUAGUAUUGGUAACAUCGUCACUGGAGACGAUGCGCAGACGCAGUGUGUAAUUAGUCAUGGUGCACUCCUUUGUCUUCUGAGUCUUCUGACUCAGAAUCAUAAGAAGAGCAUUAAAAAGGAAGCAUGCUGGACAAUCUCAAACAUCACUGCUGGAAACAGGGACCAGAUUCAGGCUGUAUGUGAAGCUGGUUUGAUCGGCCCUCUCAUCAAUCUGCUUCAAAAUGCUGAGUUCGAUAUAAAGAAAGAAGCUGCAUGGGCAGUCUCAAAUGCCACUUCGGGCGGUUCUGCUGACCAGAUCAAGUACAUGGUGGAUCAGGGAGUCGUGAAACCACUGUGCGAUCUUUUGGUAUGCCCGGAUCCAAGGAUUAUCACCGUGUGUCUAGAAGGACUAGAGAACAUUCUGAAAGUCGGGGAAGCUGAGAAGGUGACGGGAAACACAGGGGAUGCAAACUAUUAUGCACAGCUAAUCGAUGAUGCUGAGGGACUAGAGAAGAUUGAGAAUCUGCAGAGUCAUGACAACAGCGAGAUAUAUGAGAAGGCAGUGAAGAUUCUUGAAACAUACUGGUUGGAGGAGGAAGACGAGACUUUACCACCGGGUGAUGAAUCUGCUCAGGGAUUCCAGUUUGGGGGUAGCGAUGCAGCCGCACCUCCAGGUGGAUUCAACUUCAAGUGAAGGAGCUAAGCAUGAUGAUUGAAGAGUCAAAGGAGGUCAAGAGUCUUGGGGGCACUGGUUUUAAAUGGGGUCUGAUUUGAGUCUGGUCUUGUGUUUAAAAGUCAGAUGGGGGUGCCUUGGUCGGUCCUGAUCUUGUCUGGUCAGAUGGUGGGAUUGAGUCAUAAAAUAAGCUUUGUUGGGGGAGUUGGGUAGGAGUCAAUGAGAGGGGGAAUAUUUUAUGAACUCUAAAUGGGAAAAUUUGGGUGGUCUAGUUAUGUUGUUUGGUGAGUCUCUGGGGGCUUUGUUAUAUUAGUUACUACACAACAGUCAUUGCAAAGUCAAAAAACAUAAAAAAGUUGGUCAAACAUUUUCUGGUCUUAUUGGUGGUGGCAAAGAAAGCCCACUUGGUGCGUCUCUUUAUUUUGUUAAUAUUUUUUUAUCUAUCUGUUUUCCUGUGCGGUCCAAGUCAUGUUGGGCUAUUGUUGUCUACAUAUGCACGCUUUUCUAUAUAUUAUAUAUUACUAAUGUCUUUUCUUUUCAAAGUAUUAUGUCCCAUAAAUCGAUGUUAUUAAUGCUUA